Candidula unifasciata is the source of this 1611-nucleotide messenger RNA. Lineage: Eukaryota; Metazoa; Mollusca; Gastropoda; Stylommatophora; Geomitridae. The record is from the annotation of a GenBank genome assembly.
AUGGAGAGAUCUCUAGAGACUGCAAGGCCAGUGGUUCUUGAAGCCUUGGCUCAGGCCUGCAGUCAGAAUGCAGAUAUUUUAAAACCAGCUGAACAGAAGCUUCAGCAGUGGGAGACUGAACCGGGAUUUUAUUCUAUUUUAACUGAUAUAUUCUGCAACCACACAAUUGAUGCAAAUGUCCGUUGGCUGGCAGCUCUCUAUUGCAAAAAUGGCAUUGAGAGAUACUGGCGAAAGACAGCUCCAAAUCUGAUUUUUACUGAACCUGUUCCACAGAUAGCAACACAGAUAGCCGUGUUGACAGCUAAAAUUGCCAGGCUUGACUGUCCGAGAAACUGGGAUUACCUCCUGCCAACUUUAUUAGCUGCAGUUAAGUGUGAUGUGGUGCUGGUGCAGGAGAGGGCACUGUUGAUGCUGCACCAUGUCACCAAGACCCUGGCUUCAAAGCGUCUUGCUCCUGAUAAAAAGUUAUUUGAGGAGCUGACGCAGGAUAUUUUUGCCUACAUGGUGAGUCUUUGGAGCUUAAACCUGGCCAGCUUUUUCCAACUGGCAGCACAACAUGAUGAAGCAAUGGCUGCAACUAUUGACAGAUGUAGACUUAUUUUGAAAGUGCUGAGGAAGCAGGUAGGCUAUGGUUUCAAGGAAGUACACAACAGUAGUGAUGCCAUGAACUUCAUUUCAAAUUUAUUCCCACAAUUGGAUGCCCUUCUUGACUGCCGUCGCAGUCUUUGGGGUCACCAUUCUAUGCUGGAAAAGUGUGAACUCAUUAUUACAUCAGUAACGAAAGUGCUAUUAGAUUUACUGGAAAUGCACCCAACAUCAUAUGUCCACUUCAUAAAAACAACGCUGACCUUUGUUGUCCAGUACAAUUUCACAGCUAAAGGUCUAUUGUUCGAAGGAUUUACUGUGAAUUGUUUCAACCUGAUGAAACAGAUCCUAUUUAGUGAUGUUUACAAGCCUAGGAAGAACAAGGAAGAGGAUAUCUGCCCUGUCACAUUAGAAGCCAGUGCUAUCAUUACAGAGUUCUUCACAUUUGAGACUCUAGCCGAAAUCUGCCGUAGGCUAGUGUCUGAUUAUUUUCUCUUAACCACUGAUGACCUUACAACAUGGGAUGCAGAUCCUGAAGAAUUCUGUCAGGAAGAAGGUGGAGAUUCCUAUAAAUAUUCUCUCAGGCCCUGCACAGAAACCUUGUUUCUGACCAUAUUCAAGACAUUCCGUCUGUCCUUAACUCCUGUCCUGCUGGAGAUGGUGCAAGCUGUCCAGGGACCAUGUGACCCAGAAGAUCUUGCAGCUGUUCUAAGAAAAGAUGCAGCAUACAAUGCUGUAGGCUUGGCCUCAUUUGAUCUGUUUGAUGAGAUUGACUUUGACACCUGGUUCACUACCCACUUGCUGCAGGAGCUUCAGAUCAAGCACAAAAGCUACCGUGUGCUGCGUAAGCGGGUUGUGUGGCUAAUGGGUCAGUGGGUUGGCGUGAAAAUGUCAGUGAACCUGCGCCCAGCUCUGUACGAAGCAGUGCUUGGCUUGUUAGACCCACAUGAGGACCUGGCUUACAUUGAGUCCUUGUUUUCACUGUUAUUUCAACUGCUCAAAGAAGUUCGAGAAUGUGAUACUAAG